This is a messenger RNA of Saccharomycodes ludwigii, 1896 nucleotides long. It is a transcript of the gene VPS33, whose product is annotated as tethering complex ATP-binding subunit VPS33. The record is from RefSeq and is a predicted model, not a curated record. Gene Ontology annotation, cellular component: CORVET complex; vacuole. Lineage: Eukaryota; Fungi; Ascomycota; Saccharomycetes; Saccharomycodales; Saccharomycodaceae. The coding region runs from base 1 to 1896 and encodes 631 amino acids. The transcript has a single exon. Gene Ontology annotation, biological process: vesicle-mediated transport; intracellular protein transport.
AUGAGUACAACGACAACCACCGUUACACCUAGUACAACUACCAACAGUAACAGUCACAAACUUAUAUUGAAAAAAACCCUCACAGAAGCAUUAAAUAAUAUCACUGGCAAUACUGGGACUAUAUUGCUUAUUCCACAAAAACAUUUAGUCAAGAUACUAAAUGGGAUAAUCAAGUAUUCUGAAUUAACUCAAAUUAUAAAUGUAGAAAAGAUAAUAACAGAAUAUAUACCUGAAGCUACCAAUAAUAAUAUUACGUUAUUAUACGAUAUACGAUCAUUCAAGCCUAUAAGUUCUGAUAUUAUUAUUGAUGCUAAUAUUAAAAAUAUAAUAUAUUGUACGUGGGGUGAACAUUUGGAGGAAGAACGAUUUUUUGUCAGAAAAAUUUUUGAAAUGCAGGAUUCAGGUAGUAGUAAUGAAGACGCCAGAAUGGAAAUGAAUUUAAUUCCAUGGUGCAUGCUGCCAAUAGAAGUAGAUGCGAAUGUUUAUAUUACAGAUGCUUGUACCGAUAUAAGCAAUACUACGACCACGAUUGCCAGCAAUUGUAAUGACAAUAGCAAUAACAAUAAAAUGGUUGAAUUGUACAAUUUAGAAAAUGGAAUAUUUCAACUGAUUAAAACUUUGGAUAUUUGGAAAAUCAACAAAGUGAUAUAUUCAACAAAUAAUAAUGAUGAAAACGACAAUGAUCGCUUUAUGGACCGAUUAAUUAAGAACUUUAAGAACACGGGUAUGUUAAAAAGUAGUACUGUCAGUAGCAAUGAUGAUUUGAAUAUCAUUGUCAUUGAUCGCAACGUAGAUAAUUUAACACCACUUUUAACUCAAUUAACAUAUCAAGGUAUUAUAACGGAAGUAAAUGCAAGUGCUACUAUUAACACACCAGAUAAUAAUACAUUUAAUGAGUUAAAAUAUAAAAAUUUUGGGGACAUUGGUCCAAUAUUAAAUGACAAAUUAGUAGAACUAUCCGCCUUAAAAAAAGAUAUAAAGAAUAAAAAUACGAGCAGCGGCAGUACUUCUGAUUUACAUAACAUAUUAUUCAAAAAGUUACCUGAUUUGGAAAAUUUACAAAAAGAUCUGAGUAAAAAUGUUGAAUUAAGUCACUUAUUAUUAACAGAAUAUGAGAAGCAGGGAAUAGAUGAAUUUGUGAAUAUUGAACAAGAUUUACUAAUGUCUUUGGGUGCUAUUGGUAUCAGUGGGUCUGCCAAGAACUCUUCCAUGGAUUAUAAAUCAUUUAAAUUAAAAAUUAUUAGUUUGUUGCUAAUGGGGGGCGGCGAUGGCACAAAUAUUGCUAUGUUACCCAGAUUGCUAAGAUUAAUUUAUAUACAUAAACUGUUAUAUGCUAACAGCAAUAACAUUGAGGAGUUGAUGAACUUGAUAGUUGACCAUUAUGGAGCAGAGACACUAAAAAAAAUAUCUGUACCAGAAUAUAUUUGUAGUACUGCCAUGGAUACAACAAAUACUUUGAGUGGCAAUGGCAACAUGCUAAAAUUGAUGAAGAAAUUGGAAUAUAUUCCAAACGUAGAAGACAACAAUAAUGCAACUGUUAACAAUAAUACAUUAUCAUAUGCAUAUUGCGGCAUAGUACCCAUAAUUACAAGAAUAUUACAAUAUAGUUUAAAAUAUAGCUGUACCACACCCACCUUGAAACAUGUUAGAGAUUUGAACAACAUUUUAAAGAUUAAAGAAUGGGGAAAUAGUUCCAACAGUGGAAGUAAUGGUACUAAUCCCACUUUAUUGGUUGUUAUUAUUGGUGGAAUAACUUUUAGUGAACUAAGUACAAUAAAGAAAGCUUACAAUAAUGGCACUUUUAAUAAUUCUAAGCAGAACACCAAACACAACGAUAAUAAUAUGAUAAUAAUUUCAAAUAAUAUAAUCGAUGGGAACAAUUUGGUUUUAAAAUAA